Paramecium sonneborni is the source of this 180-nucleotide messenger RNA. The record is from the annotation of a GenBank genome assembly. NCBI's taxonomy places the organism in Eukaryota, Ciliophora, Oligohymenophorea, Peniculida, Parameciidae.
AUGAACCAGAUCAACCUUGAAUUAUUGGAAAAUUUGUGCCUCCAGAUUUUCUACAAAAGAAAAUAGUUAAAAAAUUUAAAACAGAUUUUAUAAUUGCAAGUUCUUUAACAACAAUAAUUAAAAGAACCUUCUCCAAAAAAUGAUGAGUUAAAUAUUUAAGACUUUACAUUUUUAUAAUGA